UUAAACCGCCUUGCAUGUAGUAACUUGGUCGCAGCUCUGGUGGUCCAAUCCAGCGCGGAGCAGCCGCUCGCUUCCUGGUGCCGCUCGCCCCGUCGCUGCUCUCUCCUCCCGGGCUCGCGGCGCCUAGCGGUAGACGUGGUCACUUACAACCGAACGAAGCAUCCUCAGCUGUCACAUCUAUCACAUGAAAACGCCUGGGUCUUAUUUGCCGAUGCAUAUGAAGAUCAAAUAUGCGUUGUUAACAGAAGCAGGGAGGCAUAUGUGAAUAAACUGUCACGGGGCAAUGGGGUCGCUGCCGGCGACUGGUCCUCAAACUACACCCAGUCGCGUUCGCUUCUUGAACGCACCCCGCUGAGCACCUCGAUAUUGUUCAAGGGGAAUAAUGGCUGCACAGGAGCAGUCUCCACCAUCUUCCCUGGAAGGCAACAAACCCGGCUUCCCGAAGAAGAUUUUGGCCAACAGCCUCGAGGACAAGCAUCUGUGCAACUCGUGCCAGAAAGUGUUGAGGAGGCCCUUGCAAGCACAGUGCGGACACCGCUUUUGUUCGUUCUGUUUCAACAAAAUUGUGAGUUCCGGCCCACAGAAGUGCAGCGCUUGUAUCAAAGAAGACUUGUUUGAGGAACCCACCUCCAUUCUCAAGCAAGGCGGUGCUUUCCCCGACAAUGCGGCCCGGAGAGAAGUGGAGGCCCUGGCGGCCGUCUGUCCCAACGAAGGCUGCACCUGGACGGGCAGCAUCAAAGAGUUUGAGGCCGGCCACGAGGGCAAGUGUGACUUCAUGAUCAUCCUGUGUCCGUCCUGCAAAGAGCUGAUGAGGGCCAACGAGCAGGAGCGCCACAACGAGAGGGAAUGUCCGGAGAGGACGCUCAACUGCAAAUACUGCAAGGAACCCUUCCUGUUGAAGAACAUCAAGGCUCACGAUGAAAUCUGUCCAAAGUACCCGAUGAUUUGCGAAGGCUGUGCGAAGAAAAAGAUCCCCAGAGAAAAGUAUGUGGACCAUGUUAAGUUCUGCAGUAAAUGUAAAGCACCGUGCAGAUUUCAUGUUGUUGGCUGCGAUGCGUCUGUGGAGAAGGAGAAGCUGCACGACCACGAGCGCCAGUGUUCCUACGAGCACCUCAACCUGCUGCUGCACUUCAUCAUGGGCAUCAAGGUGAGCCUGGAGAGCCUGCAGCCCCAGAGCCUGGAGGUGGCCGGCCACAAGCUGCAGGAGCUCCACCGCUCCCUCAGGGACCUGGAGCUGAAGAUGAGCCAGAUGGGCGGGGCCGCAGCGGCCGCCGGCGCCCUCGCCACCCCCCCGGCGGCGGCGUGCGCCCCGCGUCCGGCCGUCGCCUUCACGCCGCUGCCCAGCGCCGCGCUGCAGCUCUGGAGCGAGAAGGCCAAGGUGGCGGAGCUGAGCCGCCGCUGCCUGGAGCUGGAGGUCAAAGUGGGCACGUUCGAGAACAUCGUGUGCGUCCUCAACCGCGAGAUGGAGCGCUCCUGCGCCACCAUGGAGGCCUACAACCGGCAGCACCGGCUGGACCAGGACAAGAUCGAGAUCCUCAACAACAAGGUGCGUCAGCUGGAGCGCACGGUGAGCCUGCGGGACCUCUCCGUCGUGGAGAUGGAGGGGAAGAUGAGGGAGAUGUCGGCGGCUACGUACGACGGCAUCUUCGUCUGGAAGAUCUCCGACUUCACCAAGAAGAGGCAGGACGCCGUGGCGGGCCGCGCCCCCGCCAUGUUCUCCCCCGCCUUUUACACCAGCAAAUACGGCUACAAGAUGUGCCUGAGGAUCUACCUGAACGGAGACGGGACGGGCCGCGGCACACACCUGUCCCUGUUCUUCGUGGUGAUGAGAGGCCACAGCGACGCGCUGCUCAAGUGGCCUUUUAACCAGAAGGUCACCCUGAUGCUGCUGGACCAGAACAACAGGGAGCACAUCAUCGACGCCUUCCGGCCCGACGUCUCCUCCUCGUCCUUCCAGAGGCCCGUCAGCGACAUGAACAUCGCCAGCGGCUGCCCGCUCUUCUGCCCGCUCGCCAAGCUGGACUCCAAGAACUCCUACAUACGCGACGACACCAUCUUCAUCAAGGCCAUUGUGGACCUCACUGGGCUCUAGAUCCGUUCUGGUCUCUUCACCGCGGGAGCUGCAGAAUUGGGUUCUAAUUCCCUCCCGAUGACCGACCUGCUCCAUGUCGUCGUUGGGCCCGAUGUGAACGUAUAACUAUUAGCUACUGCAGCUGUUAAACUACAAGGUGCUGGUGAUGCUAACAGCGUUUUUGUUAUCUGAUUUUCACCUGGGGUUUUUGUAUUGUAUUUUUUUAUUUACAUUUUUUUAAUCGCCACUAAUUUCCUAGAUUUUGUUUUUUGGGGGGGAGGGCGUGACUUUAGCAUUUCCGACGUGGCGUUCCAACGACGGUGUGAUAAUCCCGUGUAGCCUUCAGCGUACGCAGUUGGACUAGUUUGCUGCUCCUGGAACGUCUUCAGCCCUCAAGUGUUCAUUCGUAUCAUUCGUGGACUUUGCUUGAAUUCCAUGAAUUCUGAGUGCAGUAUUCCCGUGUGCGCGGCGUUCCAUUUCUCUGCUGUUUCGCGAGCAUGUUGGCUCUGUGGAAGAUGGACCUCGUCUGGCCACCGAGUCAAAGCCCAGUUCCCACACAUGGAAACAUCACAUAUUUUAUAUUAAAAAUCUAACCUAUAUUUACAAGUCUGAUAGAUCCAAUAUUUGUUGUCUGCAUAUUGGAAUUUUUCUUUGACCUUUUUUACCAGGGAUACCAUCAAUUCCAUUUGAGCAAUUCAUAAUAUUUCAAAACAUUCAUACGUACAAAUAUUAUAACGGCCAUAAAUGAGGAUUGAAUUGACCUUUCGCAGUGAUUUUAUCUCUUGGAAAAGAAUGAUACCGAGGUUAAGAAUGCCAUAUAUCGGGAAAUAUCGCCGCGUAUGUGGCGAUAUAUAUGUCGAGACGUCAGCCAAGACAAAUCAUUCCGAUUUUCUCAAUUCUAAUUUUAAGAAAACGGUUGCAGUAUGAAGAGCAGGCAGGCCGCCAUAUGCAUACAAUCGGACCGUCACUUUUUUUUAUGCAACGGGAUCAGCGUUUGCAUUCUUAAGCGUGUGUCAACAUUUUCUCACGCCAACAUUCGUCACCUGCAUUUCAGCUUUGUGAGUGCACACGUAUCAUUCCUCAGCUGCGCCUGUUUGUUGAACUCGUAAUGUCACUGAAUGCAGAACGGGACGUCGAUGCUUCUUUGGAGACGCGGUGAUAUUUCCAUGUGGGCGGAGCUUAGACACGCAGACGCCGCGUGGAGGCUGGAAUUGAGAUGGGAAGAGAGUCGAGGUAUUAGAAGAGGAAACGGUGGAUAUUAUUGUAAUAUUUUCCUAUUUUUUACUUUCCUCACAGCUUUGAACUGACCUACUUUUUACAGAUAAAGAAGUGCCUGUACCUUUUUUUAAAUUAUUAUUUAUUUAUUUAUUUUGAAAUGUUCCAUGUGCUUUCCUGUGAGUUCAAACCUACCAAAAUGUGAAAAUAAUUUUGUGAAGUGUAUUUUUUUCAUUUGAAUGUCUUACCGUCUCUCCCCCACUCCUCCUCUUUCUGAACUCUUUGAUGUGAUGAAAUCCCAGUGACUAAGAAUGUCUCGCUUUGCAUACACAACACUAUUGAAUGUUCCCGUUUUACUUUAUGUAAUCAUAGAUGGCAUCUUCCUCCAAACACACACGACACGUUUAUAAACCUCUCAACAAAUACCGGAAUCUGGAAAUGGAAACAUGCAUUUAUAUGAAAAAAAACACAAGUUCAUAUUGUGGACCAGCAUUUUAUUGGAUAAUCAAUAUAUACAGCACGCGAGCGUGUGAUUAAAAUGUAGGUCCCACCUUUUUGAUGUAGAGCUUCGAUGCGGUAUGUGUGCUGCUAUGGAAAACAUAUCUGAGUAACGUAUAGAUCGUGUAUAUUGAGGAUUCUAUCGUGUGCUGAGACCGCUUGAAAGCAAAUUUUUGCAGGUUUGUUUGCAGAAAAGACGCGGCCUGUAAUCUGACCCCUUUGCUGCCUCGUCGUUACGGAAACGUGGUCCUACAUCCUUUCUCCAUAUUCAGACCAUGCUGUGGACAUUUUGCAGAUGACAUUUUUUCCCUCGGUGCGGACCGUGGCCUCCAACGGCUGCUACCUGCCACGCGGACGUUUUUUCUUUUCGCUCCUUCUGCCCGACGCGGGCCGGGACUCAGUCGUCAUUCAUAGCUGGCGAACAUAACUAAAAACUAAAAAGGGCUUCACAUUUUUUCAUCCCCGUCUGCUAAAAUGCCCCUCGGAGGCAAACACACACACACACACAUGCACACAUUUGGAGCCCGGCAGAUGUUAUGCUGUAUCAGCGAUAUUGACUCUAAGGAGAUGCCACACUGCCUCACUGUUAUCGCAACAGAACAAUGUGUCAACGUGACGUGCACAUUUCCAAUAUUACUCCGACUGGAACUGUGUUUGAUUCCUUCACAUCUCUGUUUUCUCUCUGAAGCCCGUGUUGAGAUUUAGGAUGAGGAGCUUUUUUUUCAUCUGUAGCAAUGACAUGAAACUGCAAAUUCGCUUGUUGUUCUCUCUGCUACUACGUCGGUGUGGAUAGUGACUCGUCGUGUGUUCGUGAAACUUCUUUGUACUACCGGGAAAAAUGUUGUUCCAUAUUUGUAUUUUGUUUUUGUUUUAUUAAAGGUUUUAAGAUGCCCUCUA
Pseudoliparis swirei is the source of this 4681-nucleotide messenger RNA. Its product is annotated as TNF receptor-associated factor 2-like. Bases 383 to 2092 code for a protein of 569 amino acids. Gene Ontology annotation, molecular function: ubiquitin-protein transferase activity; zinc ion binding; ubiquitin protein ligase binding. NCBI's taxonomy places the organism in Eukaryota, Metazoa, Chordata, Actinopteri, Perciformes, Liparidae. The record is from RefSeq and is a predicted model, not a curated record. The transcript is spliced from 11 exons. Gene Ontology annotation, biological process: positive regulation of canonical NF-kappaB signal transduction; protein K63-linked ubiquitination; tumor necrosis factor-mediated signaling pathway. Gene Ontology annotation, cellular component: cytoplasmic side of plasma membrane; plasma membrane signaling receptor complex; cytosol.